This is a messenger RNA of Bombina bombina (fire-bellied toad), 568 nucleotides long. RefSeq names its product E3 SUMO-protein ligase ZBED1-like. Lineage: Eukaryota; Metazoa; Chordata; Amphibia; Anura; Bombinatoridae. The coding region runs from base 113 to 568 and encodes 151 amino acids. Gene Ontology annotation, molecular function: protein dimerization activity. The record is from RefSeq and is a predicted model, not a curated record. The transcript is spliced from 2 exons.
GAUCAAGAAUGCCAUCAAAACAGAUCUCCUCAAGAGGUACAGCAGUGAGGCAGAGAAGAAGAUACUUUAUACAGCCUCUGCCCUGGAGGAGAGAUUGGAGAUAUACAGAGUAAUGACUGAGGAGGCUGCAUUCUUGGAGAUUGAGUGUACUACAGUUACACCUAGGAGGACAAACGUGGAUGAAGCGCCUGAGGAAAGAGAAACUCUGGAAGAAGAAACACCCAUCGAAGAUAGCCCUUCUCCUCCCAAAAGAAAGUCCACAUCGCUGCUCAUGACUUUGCUGGGACAGUCUUUCACUGACACUGAAAGUACAAUAGAACCCUAUACCCCCUAUGCCAAGGCUGAAGAGGAAAUAGAGAAAUAUUGUAAAGUCCAAUCUUUGCCUCUCACUGAAGACCCUUUGAACUUGCGGCAUGUACAUGAGGUCAUAUUUCCCCUCCUCUCUCAGCUGUCAAAGCGAUUCGUGUGUAUCCCAGGCACAAGCGUUUCUGCAGAGCGGGUUUUCUCCACUGCAGGAGAUAUGGUAACGGCAAAAAGAAGCACCCUCAAACCAGAGCAUGUGGAUUAA